This is a messenger RNA of Nelumbo nucifera (sacred lotus), 1929 nucleotides long. Its product is annotated as polypyrimidine tract-binding protein homolog 3-like. Gene Ontology annotation, molecular function: RNA binding. NCBI's taxonomy places the organism in Eukaryota, Viridiplantae, Streptophyta, Magnoliopsida, Proteales, Nelumbonaceae. Gene Ontology annotation, cellular component: nucleus. The record is from RefSeq and is a predicted model, not a curated record. Gene Ontology annotation, biological process: mRNA processing.
UCCUACCCAUGUCGACGCUCACGCUCGAAAACAAAAUCCAUAGCUAGGGCAUCCUGCAUCUAAAUUAAUCUCAAUCUCUCCCUCUUUUUCGUCCUUCCUAUCAAAUUUUCAUACACAGAGAGGAUUUCUGAAACCUAGGACACGAGAACGAGAACAUGCAAACUCGUAGAUCUCUAUAGCUUUGAUUUGAACUCAGAUCCCUCUUUAGUGACCUCUUAAUCCCGAAGCAACUCUCCCCAGGGUUCCGCAAAAAUGACAGAGCCUUCCAAAGUUAUUCACAUUCGCAAUGUGGGGCACGAAAUAUCUGAAAAUGAUCUGCUUCAGUUGGUCCAGCCUUUUGGUGUCGUCACGAAGCUUGUGAUGCUACGUGCUAAAAACCAGGCUCUUCUCCAGAUGCAUGAUGUUGCUUCAGCUGUCAAUGCACUGCAUUACUAUACAAAUGUUCAGCCAAGCGUUAGGGGGAGGAAUGUAUACAUUCAGUUCUCUUCGCACCAAGAAUUGACGACAAUGGAUCAGAAUGCUCAAGGACGAAAAGGCGACCAGGAUACACAGCCCAAUCGAAUUCUCUUAGUUACAAUCCAUCACCUGCUCUAUCCUAUAACAGUGGAAGUGCUGCAUCAAGUUUUUUCUCCUCAUGGAUUUGUGGAGAAGAUCGUCACAUUUCAGAAGUCAGCUGGUUUUCAAGCACUUAUUCAGUAUCAAUCACGCCAGAGUGCUGUUUCAGCAAGAACUGCUCUUCAAGGUCGUAAUAUUUAUGAUGGUUGCUGUCAACUAGAUAUUCAGUUCUCAAACCUUAGUGAGCUACAAGUGAACUACAAUAAUGAGCGGUCAAGGGAUUUCACAAACCCAUCUCUGCCUUCAGAACAGAAGGGAAGAUCCUCACAACAGUCUGGGUAUGGUGAUGCAGGGGGCAUGUAUUCACUUCAACCUGGAGCCAGGGCAGUUGCAUUCCCUCAGAUGGGGAAUGCGGCAGCAAUAGCAGCUGCAUUUGGAGGAGGAUUGCCUCCUGGGAUUAGUGGUACUAAUGACAGGUGCACCAUCCUGGUCUCUAAUCUAAAUUCUGAUAAAAUUGAUGAGGAUAAGCUCUUCAAUCUGUUCUCCAUCUAUGGGAACAUUGUGAGGAUCAAACUUCUUCGUAAUAAACCAGAUCAUGCACUUGUUCAGAUGGGAGAUGGUUUCCAAGCUGAAUUGGCAGUUCACUUUCUGAAGGGAGCAAUGUUGUUUGGAAAGCGAUUAGAGGUGAACUUCUCUAAGCAUCUAAACAUUACAGCAGCCCCAGACACACGGGAGUACUUGAAUUCAAAUCUUAAUCGCUUCAACCGCAAUGCUGCAAAGAACUACCGGUACUGUUGCUCUCCAACCAAGAUGAUUCACCUGUCCACCCUACCCCAGGACAUCACAGAGGAAGAAAUCAUUGCCCACCUGGAAGAGCAUGGAAACAUUGUCAACACCAAGCUCUUUGAGGUGAAUGGGAAAAAGCAGGCUCUGGUCCUGUUUGAAACAGAAGAGCAGGCCACGGAAGCUCUUGUGUGCAAGCAUGCCAGUACCAUUGACAGAUCAGUUAUCCGGAUCUCCUUCUCUCAAUUGCAGACCAUCUAAAGAGAGCCCAAGAUACCUUGGGAAGAUGGAAGUGGUCCUAUGUAUGGAGAAGAUAAGUGGGCAGCAGAUCUUCUCUUUAGUAUUCUGUGUGUGUGUGUGUGUACUGGUGGGAUUUCUUUUAUGUUUUUCUUUGUCUCCACUCUUGGUUGGUUUUUAGAUUUCUCUUUGUAUCGCACCUGUUGCCAUGGGGCAGUGGAAAAUAGGCCAUGAAGUGAAUCGCUUUUCUGGCUUUCCCUUUCUUUCUUCACUUGUAGUAUAUACCCUGCAUACCAUAUCACCAUACAAAUUUGUCAUUUUGCUGAUCUAAAUUAAUUUUGGUCUAUAGAGUUA